Messenger RNA from Vigna unguiculata (cowpea), 940 nucleotides. Its product is annotated as NDR1/HIN1-like protein 13. NCBI's taxonomy places the organism in Eukaryota, Viridiplantae, Streptophyta, Magnoliopsida, Fabales, Fabaceae. Gene Ontology annotation, biological process: defense response to other organism. The record is from RefSeq and is a predicted model, not a curated record. Gene Ontology annotation, cellular component: plasma membrane.
GCACAGAGACAAGUUGAGUUUGACGUUCCCGUGCGAAGCACCCACCCACCGCCCUACCUCUCUAACAACGUUCACAAUUUCUGCAAUUCCGUUUUCUUGUGACCACCCACCGCUCCUCAUAUUGUGAUGGAGGAGCGGUUGCCGCCUGCGCCGUCGUUGCCACCAGAAUCUCCUCCGGAGAAAAAUGAUCUAAACACGUACGUUGUCCGAGUCCCGAAAGAUCAAGUGUACCGUUUUCCACCCCCCGAGAAUGCUCGGCUGGCGGAGCAACAUCAAGCCUCUACCCCUAAGCAGGCGAAAACGUCACGUUGCUGCUUGUGUUGCAUAGUAGUCUCCAUCGUCAUCUUAGUCCUUCUUAUUGUUCUGGGAGGCAUUUUAGGUGGAAUUUUUUCCAUGUUACUCUCACCAAAGGACCCUCAGUUUUUGGUGGAACGCUUUACGGUGGGAGACACCAAUCACUCAUACAUCAUCACUUUAAAUGUUCACAAUCCAAAUGCAGACGUAGGCAUUUCUUAUAAAAAUAAUAGCAGCGUGAGCCUCUCUUUAGAUGGGAAGCAGAUCGCGAAAGGAGAGUACCCAGGUAUGUAUGUAGACCAUCUCGAUUCGACAUCGCUUGGUGUUCCUUUGAAAGGAUCAACAACUCCUAAGAAGGUGAAGGAAAGCAUGAGUAAUACCAAAAAAAAGGUGCCUCUUACAUUCUCCACAGCCAUUCGCUCUCGAGCACGAAUGAAAAUGGGCUUGUUGAGAAGUGGGACAAUGACUUUCGACGUUUCUUGCAUGUUCAAGUUAGAUACGUUGGUAAAUUCCACUCGCAUUCUCUCUCAACAAUGCCAAACUAAACGACACUAACUAGCUCUUUUCCUUCUCAACCUUUUUUUUUUUCUUUCUUUUCAUUUCUUUUUUUACCCGUUAGUCAUGGCCCCAUGGCCCCAGGAUUAAU